This is a messenger RNA of Pelodiscus sinensis (Chinese soft-shelled turtle), 610 nucleotides long. The record is from RefSeq and is a predicted model, not a curated record. NCBI's taxonomy places the organism in Eukaryota, Metazoa, Chordata, Testudines, Trionychidae.
CAACGUCGGCCUGGAGCAGCUGCUGCAGGGCCCGGGGCGCCGGAAGAGGCCGUCCAGGCCGUGGCACAGCGGUACAGCCAAGAGGGGGCGAGUCAGGGCGAGGCCCGGUACCGAUGGGCCAUGGAACAAAUCCUGGGCGACUACUUCAUCGUGUGCCCAGUGGCCGAGAUGGCCCGGCGGGAGGUGGAGGCCGGCAACCCUGUGUACGUCUACUGCUUUGACCAGCGCCCCAGCUUCUUUCCUAUGCCCGAGUGGGCCGGGGUGCCGCAUGGCUCUGAGUUGCCCUACCAGUUUGGUACACUGGGGCUCCUGGAAGGCGCCAACCGCACACACACGGACGCGGAGGAAUUGUUCAUCCGCAAGGUGAUCGAGUACAACGCGGAGUUUGCCAGGAGCGGGUGAGGAAAUCCCCCAGAAUCCUCUUGUCCCUAGAGCCAGUCCAGGAGAGCCGCGGGCACCUUUUAGUCAGGCGAUCACGACUUGCAGGAAGAGCUGCCCCAAUGCUGCGGCAAAGGACGGGCGUGUUUGGAAAAUAGCUCAUCUUGUCAGUUGAAGCCCCUCUCCCAGAGCCAAAUUGCCAUCAGAAAACUCAAAUCCGAGCCCCCGCGGC